This is a messenger RNA of Hypoxylon fragiforme, 5159 nucleotides long. RefSeq names its product CPSF A subunit region-domain-containing protein. NCBI's taxonomy places the organism in Eukaryota, Fungi, Ascomycota, Sordariomycetes, Xylariales, Hypoxylaceae. Gene Ontology annotation, molecular function: protein binding; nucleic acid binding. The transcript has 5 exons. Gene Ontology annotation, cellular component: mRNA cleavage and polyadenylation specificity factor complex; nucleus. The record is from RefSeq and is a predicted model, not a curated record. The coding region runs from base 194 to 4561 and encodes 1455 amino acids.
AGCUCCUAGCAACAAACUUGAAUUACAACGAUUCAACACUGGGCAUUCUUUAUGUGCCAUUAACCACCUGUAACUACUACCGACCACCUUAACACUCGCAGUACUUCAUAGGUGCAAUCUUUUAUUCUCCCACGCAAACACAACCCUCUUCCCCUCUCUCAAUCGCGUCUGAGAUGAAGUACCGACGUCCAAAAUGCAAUGCUAUACAGAGCUGACGCCUCCCACGGCUGUCACACAUUCCCUAACCUUACCCUUCGUCUCGGCGCAAAGCAGUAAUCUCGUUGUCGCAAAGGCAUCCCUUCUCCAGAUCUUCACCACCAAAUCAGUAUCCGCCGAACUUGACAAGGCUCAGAAUGCCAACUUACAAUCCUACCGAUCUACUGAGAAUUAUGACUCUAGAGUAAACGACGAUGACGGCCUCGAAGCUUCCUUCCUCGGCGGCGACUCUGUCCCCGUCCGGUCUGACCGUUCCAACUAUACCAAGUUGGUACUUAUCGCUGAGUUCCCGCUCGCUGGAACUAUCACGGGGCUUGCGCGCAUCAACACGAAGACAACCGCUUCCGGUGGAGAGGCUCUUUUGUUGUCUCUCAAGGAUGCGAAGCUGAGCAUGAUCGAGUGGGAUCCCGAGAAACAUUCAAUCAACACCACUUCCAUACACUAUUACGAGCAAGAGGAUCUUCAAGGAAGUCCAUGGGCAGCAUCAUUGAGCCAUUAUGCCAAUUUUCUGGCAGCAGACCCAGGUAGUCGUUGUGCCGCCUUGAAGUUUGGAGCGCGAAGUCUCGCCAUCCUUCAAUUCAAGACCACCGAGGAAGAUAUAGACAUGGAUGACUGGGAUGAGGAAUUGGAUGGUCCACGGCCGGUGAAGGAACAUACCACCGCGCUCGCGAAUGGAACUAGCAGCAAUGAAGAAACACCAUAUUCAAGCUCAUUUGUCCUUCGACUACCUAAUCUUGACCCUAGCCUCAUCCAUCCUGUGCACCUUGCCUUCCUCCAUGAGUAUAGAGAGCCAACAUUUGGCAUCCUGUCUUCAACUACUUCUCCCUCCCUAGUGCUUGGUCGAAAAGACCAGUUGACCUAUAUGGUAUUUACCCUGGAUAUCCAACAGAAGGCUUCCACAACUAUUCUGUCAGUGACCGGACUCCCACAAGACCUGUUUCGAGUCAUUGCUCUGCCGGCGCCAGUCGGUGGCGCAUUGCUGCUUGGCACAAAUGAACUCAUACAUAUCGACCAAUCCGGAAAAUCGCAUGGUGUAGGUAUCAACCAAUUUGCGAAGCAAUCUACCUCGUUUAGUCUGGUUGAUCAGUCUGAUCUCGAACUGCGGUUAGAAGGUUGUGAAAUCGAAGCCUUGUCUGCAGAGAAUGGCGAGUUCUUAGUGAUCCUUAGUGACGGUCGCCUGGCCUUGAUCAUGUUCAAGGUUGACGGUAGGAUAGUAUCCGGGUUCAGUCUUAGACUAAUAUCGCCAGAAGCUGGUGGAUCGAUCAUACCAACCGGUGUAACAACCUUGAGCAAAUUGAACAAGACCUGCCUCUUCGCAGGCAGUGAAGACGCAGAUUCCUUGGUUAUUGGCUGGACACGAAAACAAAACCAGUUCGGAAGGAGGAAGUCCCGCUUACAAGACCCUUCCCUUGAUCUUGAUAUAGACGAUGAGGAUAUGGAGGACAUGGAUGAUGAUGAUGACCUCUACGGUGAAGAGCCCGCGCCUACCAAGCAAACCUCCCCUAGUGCUCCGAAUAGCAAAUCCGGAGAGCUCGUCUUCCGCAUACAUGAUCGCCUUGUCAGCAUAGCCCCCAUUAAAGAUUUCGCGCUUGGAAAGGCAACCUCCUCUGAUAAUGAGGAGGAGAAUCAAGUGGGCGUUGAAAGCAGUCUAAGCUUCGUGUGUGCAUGUGGUCGAGGUAAUGCGGGCUCUGUAGCUAUUAUCAAUCGAGAGAUACAGCCAAAGGUUAUUGGCCGUUUUGAGUUCCCAGAAGCACGAGGCUUUUGGACUAUGGCUGCUCAAAAACCGAUACCAAAGGCAUUGCAAGGAGAAAAGGGGGCUACGUCCAUGGGUACAGACUAUGACACAUCGGCGCUAUAUGAUCGCUUCAUGAUUGUUCCUAAGAUCGAUUUGGAUGGAUACGAAACAUCAGAUGUUUAUGUGUUGACGGGUGCGGGCUUUGAGGCUCUCACUGGAACGGAGUUUGAACCGGCUGCCGGAUUCACUAUUGAAGCUGGCACCAUGGGCAAUCACAUGAGAAUCAUCCAAGUUCUCAAGACUGCCGUCCACUGCUACGAUGGAGACUUCGGACUCAUCCAAAUCUUACCAAUGCUUGACGAGGAUACGGGCGCCGAACCUAGGGUUAAUUCGGCCAGCAUAGCUGAUCCGUUCAUCUUGUUAGUACGCGAUGAUGCCAGCAUUUUCAUCGCAAAGAUCUUCAAGAACCUGGAACUUGAAGAACUUGAAAAGGACGACCCAGUACUCACUUCCACAAAGUGGGCCACCGGCUGUUUAUACGAAGAUAAAACCGGUAUAUUUUCCGGCUCCAAUACCGACAAAGGGACCAAGUCUGGCGAAAACAUUGUGAUGUUCUUACUCAGCAAGGCUGGAGCGCUUCAUGUGUAUGCUUUGCCAGAUCUUUCAAAAUCGGUGUACGUUGCUGAAGGAUUACCCUUCGUACCUCCAAUCCUCUCAGCAAACUAUGCAGCAAGACGAGGGACUGCCAAAGACAUGGUUAAAGAAAUUCUCGUAGCUGACCUUGGAGAUAUGACAUCUUCGUAUCCAUACUUGAUUGUUCGAAACGAGAAUGACGAUGUGACGAUUUAUCAGCCCUUCCGCAUAACUUCGUCCGACGCCCAAGAACUUUCUACAUCACUUCACUUCCAAAAACUGCCUAACCUGGUAGUAGCCGAUAAUCUAGAAGAAUCAUUUGACGACAAUGACAGCGAUGAUACCGAGACAAAACGGGAUCUUCCGAUGCGACGGUGUGAAAACAUUGGCGGAUACAUGACCGUCUUUCUUCCAGGCCACUCUCCGAGCUUCAUUCUACGAUCGUCAAAGACUCUGCCAAAGGUCCUUAGAUUACACGGUGACGGAGUCCGAGGGAUGAGUCCGUUCCACACCGAAGGCUGUGAACGUGGCUUCAUAUAUACAGACUUCAAAGGGGUUGCCCGGGUAUGCCAGAUACCAGUUCGCAAUACCACCUAUGCAGAAAUAGGCAUGACCCUCAAGAAAGUGCCUUUAAAUGCUGACAUACAUGCUAUUGCUCAUCAUGCACCAUCCGGCACCUUCGUAAUAGGUUGUGAUGCUCCAGAGCCGUUCGAGCUGCCGAAAGAGGACGAUUAUCAUAAAGAGUGGCAGCAGGAGAAGGACCUGACAUUCAAACCCACGGUUAUACGUGGGCAGAUCAAGUUAAUAAACCCGAGCAGCUGGACCGUGAUUGACACUAUCGAGAUGGAAUCUUGUGAAACGAUCAUGUGUGUUGAAACGGUCAACCUAGAAGUCUCAGAGUCAACGAAUGAGCGAAAGCAUCUGAUUGCUGUGGGUACCGCAGUAUCUCGUGGCGAAGACCUUCCUAUCCGGGGCCGAGUGCUCGUAUACGAUAUCGUUACGGUCAUCCCCGAACCAGGAAAACCGGAAACUAACAAGAAGCUAAAACUGAUAGCAAAUGAGGAUAUUCCUCGUGGUGCUGUCACAGCCCUGUCCGAGAUAGGUACCCAAGGUCUCAUGUUAGUUGCCCAGGGCCAAAAGUGCAUGGUUCGUGGUCUUAAGGAGGAUGGUACGCUCUUACCAGUCGCGUUCAUGGACAUGAGCUGUUAUGUAACAACUGUCCGAGAGUUGAAGGGGACGGGCCUCUGCCUCAUGGCAGAUGCAGUCAAAGGCGUGUGGUUCACAGGAUACACCGAAGAACCCUAUAGAAUGGUGCUUUUCGGCAAGAGCUCGACCAGACUAGAAGUGCUUACGGCAGACUUCCUCCCAGACGGGAAUGAGCUUUUGAUCGUAGCCUGUGAUUCGGAUGGAGGAAUCCAUAUCCUUCAAUUCGAUCCCGACCACCCCAAAUCGUUAGAAGGCCAUCUUCUCCUACACCGGACCACCUUUUCCGCCGGUGCGCAUCCCCCAACCCGCAGUAUGCUGCUUCCUCGCACAUUGCCACCCGACUCGGACUAUAUCGCUCAUCUAAACGGCGCCGCAAACGAAGAUCCGGACUCUACCCCAGCGCCACCAUCCCACCUCCUAUUCGCCUCAACUACCGGCGCCCUCGCAACCCUAGCACCGCUCUCCGAGCCUCAAUACCGCCGGCUCUCCUUCCUCACAGGCCAGAUCGUGUCCUCGCUCCCGCACUACGCAAGUCUCAACCCGAAAGACUACCGCGCCCCCGUCUCCACCGGCGCCGUCGGCCGCUUCCCCCCUGGAGUAGACGCCGGCAUGGGCCGUAGCAUCGUUGAUGGAGCAAUACUCGCGCGAUGGAACGAGUUGGGCGCCGGACGACGCGCAGAGAUCGCCGGACGUGUUGGGUUUGCGGGCGCGGACGAGGUCAGAGAUGUGCUGAGGGAGGUCCUGGGUGCUAAUGGGCUCGCGUAUCUGUGAGCUUGAACUCCUGGAUAUCGUGUGAUGUCUGGUAGUUGUGAUGAUAUUCGAUUCCCCCUUGCUCGAAAUCUUAUGGUUGAAUGGAAAGAAUAUGAAAAAAAGUCGAAGACGAAAAGAAAAGGGGCAAAAGGAAAUAGCAAAUCAUCAACGGAACAAUAGUCGCCAGAUGAUUAUCGAAAUGCAUGAAUGGCUGCGGAUCUCUCAUCUUUCUCGACUCCUUCUCGGAGGAAUAGUUAGUUGCCUAACCCCCUACCUGCCCAAGCAUCUAUUAUCUAGGUAGACAAGUAGGCAACACGCAGAUUUCUCCGUGGGACAAACAGAUUUGGUCGGGGGAUUAAUUUCAGCAUUCAAACGAGCUAAGCAAAGAUGAUUGAUUCUUUUUUCGGUUGGCUUCGUUUUAGUUGCUUGGUUGGUUGCAUAGUUAUCAUAGUCAUGGGUGUUGCUCGGUAUUCGUUAUGAGAUUGGUGAUGGUGAUGGUGAUGGUGGUGGUCGGUGUAUGAAUAUUAUUAGCCCGGAAGAGAAAAGAAAAAAAGAAGUGCCUACCUAGGUACCUACCUACAUAGUAUCCAUGUGUCCUAUAUGUAGGAACUACUUGCCU